ACGAUCUGAUGUUUAUAAAAGCAUGAAGCAAACUACCACGUUGACUUUUUUAUGUUUAUGUGGAAUUCAAGAAAAUACUGGAUAUAAAAAAAACAGGUUCAAAUUAGAAAAAAAAGAUGGUGUUGAAGUAGCUGAUAAGAGUGAAGAAUUACAAACUACAUCGAUUAAGAACAAAGGCUAG
Messenger RNA from Dentiscutata erythropus, 181 nucleotides. The record is from the annotation of a GenBank genome assembly. Lineage: Eukaryota; Fungi; Glomeromycota; Glomeromycetes; Diversisporales; Gigasporaceae.